CAGAUGCCGAAGCAGGGCAUGAUCAGAUGGCCAGCCUCUUGGGCUACGCUCUGUGGGGUCGUCAUGAUUGCGCUGGAUGGCGUGGCUCGAGCUCGGCUCAGCAAUUGAGCUGCUAAGGCCUCGCGAAGGAAAGUCUCGCUAGUCAUAUCGUUCAAUAUCGCUUGUCGACCCAGAUCGUUGGGCUUGUACAGAUCGCUCCUGGCAGUCUUAAGCAGCGACAGGGGGAAUAUGCCAGCAUCCUAGACGAUACACGGCACAUAACUCACUCACUCACUCACUAACUCGCUCGACAUUGCUGGCGACACCCACAGAGCUCGACUAGGAGCACCUUCUGACGAUCCUACUUCUCCGACAGCAUAGCCAGACCAAGACAAACAGCGACGACAUGGGCAGAAAGGGCAGGACAAGUCUCGUUCUGGCAGCCGCUACUCUCCUCGCAUCCUCAACUUCAAGUGUAGAAGCCGUCGCAGCACCUGAUCUAUCGUCAUCGACGACCACAAGGAGCAACCACCUCGUCGAAAGAGCCUCAGUCUUGUCAGUCUACUGCGCCGGCACGUCACUGUUCACGCCUUGCCCUGCGCCAACGAAUGGCGUCGCCUACUGCACACUGGCACUCAAGUGCGCCUUCAGCUGUAACACCGGAUAUACGGUCUCUGGAUCCUCCUGCGUCCUCGCUGCCUCGAGUAAGGCGAAAGCUCGCAAGAAACGUGAUCUAGCAAAGGAGACACUCUGCCCUACAGGCGAAAGUGCAUGUCCGAUCGCAGGCUCACAUACAUACCAAUUCGCUUCAGUAUUCUUAGACAAGCUCGAUUCGACCUCCGCCAUGAGUAUAGGCGACGGACUCGCAUGGGAGUGUAUCGAUCCCACUUCUCAGAUCGAUUCGUGCGGCGGGUGCGCAGCGAGGGGCGAAGGCACAGACUGCACGAGCAUACCUCACAGCAGAGGUGUCGGAUGCCAUAAAGGCACAUGCACCGUCUUUAGCUGCGUAGACGGCUUCUCGCCCUCUGCCAAUGCCACCGCUUGUCAGCCCAUCCAUCUCUUCAACAGUCAAGGCAUACAUGCACAUCCACAUGCGAGCGGCCAUGGACACAACCAUAGCAACACGCACCGGCGGCGAUCUGCGCACGCACACGCGCACAGCGGAGGACAUCGACAACUGGCGCAAGCGUAUCAUGUACAAACAUCGAGAUCAUCUGGGCAUCACUCGCAUCACGCCCGCGGACAUUCUCGAUAGCCUUCAUUAGUCACUAUAGACGUUGUCAUUGCCUUCAUUGCACCUCACGCCAUUCGAUGUAGGCUUGCGCCUCAGAUCUUUCAUGACUCGUUAGAUUAGUACAUUGUGUAUGGAUACAGGUCACUCUGCUUCACUCUUGCGACUGUGGCAGCAGGUCUAUCGUCUUCUGUCCAGGUCUUUGGCUAGAUUUCACCGCGUUCUCGAACGAGUCCAUGAUUUGAUGAAGGCCUGCCACUUCGUCUGCAGGCAG
This is a messenger RNA of Mixia osmundae IAM 14324, 1484 nucleotides long. RefSeq lists its product as uncharacterized. Lineage: Eukaryota; Fungi; Basidiomycota; Mixiomycetes; Mixiales; Mixiaceae. The coding region runs from base 386 to 1234 and encodes 282 amino acids. The record is from RefSeq and is a predicted model, not a curated record. The transcript is spliced from 2 exons.